Chrysoperla carnea is the source of this 1529-nucleotide messenger RNA. Its product is annotated as BAG family molecular chaperone regulator 2. The transcript has 3 exons. Gene Ontology annotation, molecular function: protein-folding chaperone binding; adenyl-nucleotide exchange factor activity. Bases 243 to 926 code for a protein of 227 amino acids. The record is from RefSeq and is a predicted model, not a curated record. Gene Ontology annotation, biological process: protein stabilization. Lineage: Eukaryota; Metazoa; Arthropoda; Insecta; Neuroptera; Chrysopidae.
AAAACUGUACCUAGCUUCAUACAUGUUUUAGCAGUAGUUGACAUAACACCGUAUCGGCAAAACUUGCCUGUCAGUUGAGUGACCACGCAGUUCACAGUGAACAAGUAUUUGAUAUUUAAAAAAAAUAAAUAAACAAUCUAUUUUCUAAAUUAAAUAUUGUGUAUGGCAUAGAUAAAAAUAGUGAAUACAAACUGGCUAAUCCACCGACAAUACCGUUGCCCUUCACGGAUAACUGGAAUACUAUGGAGGUCGAACCAACCUAUGAUCCGGGACCAAGUACUUUAAGCGGUGGUGGUAUGUUUUGUUUUGGUCUCAACAACAAUAUCAAUAAUCAAAUUGGACAACUUUCAUUACAGGAAAAUAAUACUCCUGGACGAUUGUCUUCAUUGCCACAAAUCGAUGAAAGUCAUUGUGAAGAUUUAGAUAUGAAAGCAAAAGAUCGAUUAGUUCGAUUAUUGGACCAAUUAGAAUCACAUGUAGAGCGUCUCAGAAAAGAUGCUUGUCAUUUGGAGGAGGAAAAAGAUACGCUGUUAUCAACAUUAGAUACACUACGAAAUUCUGAUUUAUUACAAGACUUGACUGAAAAUGAACAAGAUGAUAUCCAACGAUAUGCUGAUCGAAUUUCUACACGAUGUCAAACAGUGGUAGUAUCGGUGACAACCAACAGAGAUGUGAAUCAAGAAGAAGCAUUAUUUCAAGUAAAUCAUUUAAUUGAUACAUUAAUAGUAAGUCUACGAAUUGAUCCGUCUGGAACUAAAGCACGAUGCUUAGCUUUUAUGAACGCUUGUUCUGAACAUAUUGUUGAAGGUGUAACAGAUAAAAAUUUUGAAACUGCAUUACUUGGUUGUACUGUGGAUGAUCAAAAACGAAUUAAAAAACGAUUACAAGGAUUACUUAGUUAUAUGGAUAAAUUAAAUCUGAUGUGAAUUUAUUUCUAAGAUUUCGAUAUUAAUUCUGAAUUAAAUUAUCCUAUUGAAAAUCUAUCGCUUAUGAAUUAAAGUGGAAUUCUUUUUUUUUUACAUAUGGAUUAUAGCGAUAACUAUAAAUAAUCAUCACAAUAUAAAUCGUAAUUAAUUUUUUAUAUAAUUCAUUCAAUGAUAAAGUAUAAUUUAGCGUACUUUUGUUUUGAAAGAAAUUCUAAGUUAUUGCAUACAGCCUGUAAUCGAUUUUUUUUUAUUUCAUUGUUAAUAAAUUUAUUAUAUUAAUAAGUAUCACGAUCGCUAUUAAUUUUUUUUUGUUAUAAUCUAAGUUAUGGUCUUGGAUACUAAGUAAGUCAAGAAUAUAUUUAGGUAUCUAGAAUGUUAUGCCAGAAAAUAAUAAAAAUCGAGGAAAGUGUGACGCUACGCCACGAUCAUAUUGUGCUAUUUCGUAAUGUUAAAAUACAAAAUAUAUGUAUAAAUAUAUACAUUCAUAAUUAAAAUUAUUACGUCACACGAUGUUUAACGAACAAUUUUUCUUCGGGCGUCUUCGUUUUUCUUUUGAAAGUUAUUUAAAACUGUAUGUUACUUUGAAAUUAUUAUGAAAAAAUA